AUGGCAGAGAUAAUAGGUCUGGUCGCCAGCGUCGUGCAAUUGGCCGAUGCAGGUCUGAAAUUGUCAUCGGCGCUGUACCAAUAUGCUGAUGGGGUGGCUACUGCCGAUCGAAGAAUCAAGAAUAUCGCGAACGAAGUCAAACUUACAAGCUUCGUUAUCCAAGAGCUGGGGGGCAUUUUUGAACAAAACAAGACGGCAAACCUGAUUUCGGGAAAUGCAAUUAUAACGGCGAAGGAAACGAUCAAAGAGUGCGAUACGGUGUUUACAGAGAUCAAGGUGAUAGUCGACAAGACCAAAUCAGGAAAGAUGGGUCGAUUUAUGUUACCUUUCCGGGAUAACAAGAUCGAACUCCUACGAAGUCAGAUCGACAAACUUAAGAGUACAUUGCAGUUGUUGAUGCAGGUACUCAUAUUUGCCCAGCAAGUUUCGUCAAACAAGCUCAGCUACGAGGCCGAAGCAGAACAACGAAAAGAGAUCAUACAAUUGAGGAAAAUCGCGAAAGAAGCAGCCGAAAAAUACGAGAAGUCGCGGAGAAGCUUCAGUAUAAGCGAUGAUGGUACCGCUGUGAAUGAUGACGAGCGGUCCCUACAAGAGGGUGAUGGAUUUGUUUCGCCUUCUGAUCUUUUCAAGGCUGCUUCAUCCAUCAGCUCCGCGAUCAAUCCUGAAACACUUGCGACAUGUGUAAACCAUGUUCGAAACCUCUUGGUAGAUAUUGAGACAUUGCAGCUUGCCCUGGCCAGGGAAGUAGACGGAGAUGAUCAUUCAGAUCAUCAUCAGAAGGCUAUUGGGUCUUACUUCAUCGCUCGCUCCCAUCUCGACAGUGUUUUGCUUGGCAACUCC
Molecule: messenger RNA, 840 nt
Organism: Alternaria alternata
Lineage: Eukaryota; Fungi; Ascomycota; Dothideomycetes; Pleosporales; Pleosporaceae
Exons: 1
Biological process (GO): regulation of DNA-templated transcription
Source: RefSeq, a predicted model, not a curated record